This is a messenger RNA of Eptesicus fuscus (big brown bat), 7290 nucleotides long. It is a transcript of the gene PKD1L1, whose product is annotated as polycystin 1 like 1, transient receptor potential channel interacting. Lineage: Eukaryota; Metazoa; Chordata; Mammalia; Chiroptera; Vespertilionidae. The record is from RefSeq and is a predicted model, not a curated record. Gene Ontology annotation, molecular function: protein binding; calcium channel activity. Gene Ontology annotation, cellular component: membrane. Bases 1 to 7290 code for a protein of 2429 amino acids. Gene Ontology annotation, biological process: detection of mechanical stimulus. The transcript has 50 exons.
AUGGGGCCGGAGAGCAGGCUGCUGGUCCCAGCCCUGGCGCUGCUCUGCUUCCUGCCUCCUGGGCCUGGGAGCCGUGCAGAGGGAGGGGAUUUUGGAGGAAGCCGGCCGGCUGGCCACCGCCCCUGUGACCGACCCACCCCAGGGAAGACCUCAGUGCCCACGGCCCGGGAGCCGACCACAGGAGUUCCCGGUGACCAGGAGAGAGGCCCCCAGGAUCCUUCCGUGGAAAUCGCAGGCUGCGGGAGCGGCGGAGGCCCGGGCUGCCACCUCCGACCGACGUGUGCCGUUGGGGAAUCGGAUGGCGUCUUCUGGGAGCUGGUCCAGUGCGCCUGUCCCACGGGCCCCUGCAGCCUGAAGGUGGAGGUCCCCUCCUGUGCCGUGGGGCCACUGCGCUCUGCAGAGGACCUGGCCCCUGAGCUGCUUCCCGGGACGGAUGCCACAUUAGCCACUGUCACCACGGGGGCCCCCAUCCAGGCGGCCGCAUCUGCUCAGACCAGCAUCCCGACUUCACCGUCUGCCGUGUUGCCCAGAAGCCCCCACGGCCUUCCUCCCGGACCUCCCUGCACCCUCAGCCUCUCCACACCCCGGCCUGGGCACCAGCAGCUCUGGCCCCACGCUCAGUGUCACGCCGCGGAUCCUGUCGCCCAUCGCUUUCCACAAGCUGAUGCUCAGGCCCUUCCGAGUCUGGGGUUCCGGGUUCAAGUCACUUCCGAAGAUGCUCUGUGUCUGGUGAUGGACUUCGGGGAUGGUUCUGGGGUUCAGAUGAGGACCCACCGUGCUACUGGGCACAUGGCUGUCACCACCUUCCACCGGUACAGGAGAGAAGGUGUCUACGCGCUCCGGGCGGUCCUUCACAGCGAGUCCCACGGAGCUGAGGUGCGGCUUGGGCCUUACUACGUGGAACUGGGCCCCGAGGCUCCGUCCGUGUUCCUGAAUGCCAGCAGUGUCCUCAGGGACCACGUGCUUGCCUUCGGGGGCUCCCCCACGGAUCCGAGAAGCACCAUCGUUUCCCACCAUUUUCCACCCGUUUCCUCCUAUAACGUGUCCUUCGCCUUGCAGACCCAUGUGGGGGGCAAGUGGGCCUGGUCCAGCGUGGCCGUGCGAUAUCGGAUGCAGCCCGUCUUUGUCUACACCAAUGGAACUGUGUUUGCCACUGACACCGACAUCACUUUUGUGGCCGUUACCAAGGAAACCACUCCCCUGGAGUUCACGUGGUUCUUCGGAGAAGACCUGCCCGUGAGGACAAGACGCAGGAGCAUCCAGAGAAGGCUCAGCGCCCCCCAGUGGUACCGUGUGGUGGUCCAGGCUUCCAAUGGCAUGGGCAGCGUGGCCUCGGAGCCCCGCCGUGUCCAGGCUCAGAGGAGAGUGGUGGCCAGCGGGCUCGUGGCCACUGCCUCGGCUCUGGUGAACGCCCCCGUGACCUUCCAGUGCAGAAUCAGCUUCGGCACCGACGUGGCUUACCGCUGGGACUUCGGGGACGGCACUGGCGGCCUGGGGAGUAGCUCCGCCAGCCAUGUCUACAGCAGGGAAGGAGAGUUCACGGUUGAGGUCGUCGCCUUCAAUGCCGUCAGCGCCGUCUCCCUGAGGAAGCGCCUUUUCGUUGUGCGCAGGCCCUGCCAGCCGCCCCCUGUGAAGAACAUGGGGCCAGGGAAGGUGCAGGUGUGGCGGUCCCAGCCUGUGACACUGGGAGUGACCUUCGAAGCCGCCAUUCUCUGUGACAUCUCCCAAGGCCUCUCCUACACCUGGAGCCUCACCAACUCCGUAGGGUCGCCAGUGCCUCUGCCUCCUGCCGUCAGCACCCACAGGCAGACCUUCACUGUCCCCCACUACUUCCUGGAGCCCGGGAACUACACUGCGCUGGCCCAGGUGCAGGUGCGAGGCAGUCCCGUGCACAGCAACUACUGCGUGGGAGUGGAGGUGCGUGCCCGGGCGCCUGUCAGCGUGAUCUCCGAGGGCACGCACCUGUUCAUCCCCAGGACCCCCUCGUCUACCAUGGUCCUCAGGGGGUCCCUGUCCUACGACCCCGACAGGCCCGGGGCCACUCUCAGGUAUCACUGGGCAUGCGCCCCAGCCAGUGCCCCCGGGCGCCCCUGCUUCGCUGGGCCCUCUGCACGCCGUCUGGAGGCCGGGGCGCCCACCCUGUCCUUCGCAGCGGACUCUCUCAGCAGUGGCUACGACCAGUUUCUUGUGACACUGAUGGUGUCCAGCCAUGGCCGGAACUCUUCCGAGGCGCAGGUGUUCCUGUCCACCCUCCCCGACAUGGCGCUCAGGCGCGUGCACAUCUCCUGGGGGACAUUCCGGGGCGUCCCUGUGAACUGGAACGAGGAGCUUUCGCUGCGGGCGGCCUGUGAAGACUGCGGGGAGGCGGCCCUCUCUUACUCCUGGGACCUCUUUUUGGUCAACGCGACAGGAAGGGACAGAGAGGAAGACUUUGAAGCCUAUUACAGUGACGUCCAAGAAGCGGUGCCCUCGAGAGGAAGGCAGCCGGCUGCCUCUUCCUCCUUCCUGGCGUCGGGACCCGGUGCCAGUGAGGACGAGAGCCGUGGGGAUGGGGACAACCUGGUGGGCCCCUUCCUCCCUACCGCCAGUGCCUGGCCCACACUCCUGGUCGACUGGCCCAAGUCCCCCGUGAGCCGAGCUGUUUUCCAGGGCUACACCGCGUCCGGGAUCACGGGACAGACGGUGACAGUGAAGCCGUACUCACUGCGCCCUGGAGAGACGUACGUCCUACAAGCAGUGGUGGCUUCGGGGCACAGCUUUCUAGGGAAGGCUCAGCUGUAUGUGACCGUCAACCGUGCUCCGCAGGACGUGGCCUGCCAGGUGCAGCCCCACCGGGGCCUCGAGGCAGACACCAUCUUCAGCGUCUUCUGCACGUCGGGGAGACCGGACUUCCGCUAUGAGUUUGGUUACCGGAUAGGAAACGCCUCCAAGUACACCCUGUACCGGGGGACAGAUGCCCAGCACUACUUUGCACUGCCAGCUGGGGAGCCCGUGGACGGUUAUCAAGUCCUGGUGUCCACUGUGAUCACCGAUGGCGACGGCUCCCAGACGCAGCCCUGCGCCGUGGCUGUGACUGUGCUGCCCCGUCUCCACGGGGACCGCUGCCCCGGCGAGGAUGUGUACAAUGCUAGCCUGAGGAACCUCUCCACCCUCCAACGGAUGGGGAGUGACACGGAAGUCAGGAACUAUGUUGCCGUGACCACCAGGGUCCUGAGUCGCUGGGCUAGGGAGGGCAGGAGCCCCUCCUGUGGCCAGUGGUCUCGAAUCCAGGACGCGUUCAUUUCUUCAGUAUGCAGAUUAGCUCCCCAGGACCAGGAGGAAGCGACCGACUCUGUCCUCCUGCUGAGGGACCUGCUGCGCUUCCCCAACAAGUUGAGCCUCGCAAGCGCUCUUCUCAUCCUCCACUGCGCGCACACGCUGCUGGCCCCCAGCCGGCCCCCCGCAGGCUGCGUGGUGGAUGCGGGCCAGGUGCGGGAGCUCAUCCUUCUCGUGUCCCGGGUCCUGGAGGCCACCGACCACGGUCACUCAAGGAGCUCGGGCCGCCUGCUGGAGGAAGGUGCUCAGGCCAUCGCGGACGCGCUGCUGGGUUGCCUGUCCUCACGCGGCGAGCACCAGGUCCACGUGAGCGCUGGGCAGACGGAGGCCCAUGCGCGGCUGCAUCACCGCCUGCAGAGCUCCGUGCAGAGCCUGGGCCCCGUCCGGGUGCGCCUCCCUGCAGACCUGGCCGGGCGGGAGCCCAGCCCGUGCUACGUGAGCCAGCUCCUGCUCUUCAGGACGAGCCCCUUUCUGCAGGGACGCGCUCCCGGCCAGGUUGGCGCUCUGCUGGCCCUGUCCCUGCACUGCUGCUCCAGCCGAAGGCCCCUGCACAGGCCACGGCUGAGGAUGCCUGUGACCGUGGAGUUUGGGGAGGAAGAUGGCCCGGGUGACAGGAGAAACGAAACGACCUUCGUGCUGCUGCGGGAGAGAGUGAACGUCCACCGCUUCGCCGGGCUCUCUGCGACCAGCCCGGAGUCCCUGCAGAUCCGAGUGGCGUUCUCCCCGCCGACCACCAGGGCGUUCCCCGUCAUGUUGCUGGUGAGGUUCUCCGAGAAGCCGACUCCUGCUGACUUCCUGCUGCGGCAGCUGCACCUCUGGGAGGGGCUCACGGCGCACGUCUCCGUGCCGGCGGCUGUGCUGGAAGGCCACACCCAUGGCUACCUGUCCCUGUUGGAUGCGGACUACGACAGGGAACCUCCCAACACGUACUUGGCCGAGGCCGUGAGCUACGUGGUGCGUUUCCAGGGGGUCCACUGCCUGCUCUGGGGCCCGCAGCGGGAGCCGGAGAGUCUCCCCGCGCAGCCGGCAGCUUCCCCCGGGAAGGUGAACUGCAGCUACGACCUCCUCGCCGCCUACUCCAUCGCAAGGAGAAGCCUGAACGCCAGCUUUGAAUCAAGAGACGUUUCCCAGUUCCGGGGAUGCCCGGAAAACCUGCUCCCCAGCAUUUUUAUUGUGGCCAUCACAAUUCUGUAUGCACUUUUGGUCACUAAAAGCAAACGUGUGGAUCGUCGUGAGGAAAAGAAAACGGGUCACAUUUUCCUGCAAGACAGUGCCCCGCCCAGUCACCAGCUGUACGCGGUCGUCGUGGACACGGGCUUCCGGGCUCCAGCCCGCUUCACUGCAAAGGUCUACAUUGUUCUAUGUGGUGAAGAUGGACUGUCAGAACCCAGAGAGCUCUGCUGCCCAGAGAAGCCGCUGUUUGAACGGAACUCCAGGCAUACCUUCGUCUUCAGCACUCCGGCCGCGCUGGGCCCGCUCCGGAAGGUCCGCCUGUGGCACGACAGCGGCGGGGCCCAUCCCGCCUGGUACGUCAGCCACGUGAUGGUGAAGGAGCUGCACGAGGGACGGGGGCGCUGGUUCUUCCCCGCCGAGUGCUGGCUGGCCGCAGGCAGGCGGGACGGCCGCGUGGAGCGGGAGCUGGCCUGUCUGCAUGGGGGCCUCGGCUUCUGGAAACUCCUGCGCUCCAGGUUCACAGAGCAGCUGGAGGACCUCCACGUGUGGGCCUCGGUGCACAGCCGGCCGGCGGGCCGGGGCCUCCUGCACACGCCGCGCCUCAGCGUGGCCUUCGCCCUGCUGUGUGCCUACGCCUGCCUGGCGGCCCUGGUCACCGCCACAGGACACGGGCAGCUCCCGCCGAGUGUCGGCCCGGCCAGCGUCCCCCUCGGGUCCUUCUGGACGGGCUUCCUGUGCACCCUGCUGGCUUCUCCAGGGGCGCAGCUCUUGUCGCUGCUCUUCAGGCUCAGCCAGGUGCCCGGGUCCCCCCCCAGCCGUGCGUUCGAAGGACUCGUCACAACCCCGUGGCCAAGGGCGCCGCGGCCGUGGUUGCGCUCUGCAGCGUGGGCCAUUUGUGGGAUGGUCUCCGUGGCCUGUGGUGUGGGGACAGUAUUUCUAGGAUACAGGUUCAGCCCCACGCAGUGUGGGCAGUGGCUGUGCCUGCUGACCGUCUCCGUGACCUGCUGCGUCUUCGUCACCCAGCCCUUUAUGGUGGGCCUGAUGGCUCUGGGCUUCGCUUGGAAAAGGAGAGACGACGAGAGCUUCUUCACUGAGUCUUUACAGGAGGCCACCGAGGGCCUGGCGGGGCUCUCCCCCACCCACGCGCCCCACGCACCCUGCGGCAGCGAUCCCCACGGCCCGGGCGUGGUUGAGAGGGUCUUGGCUGAGCGACAGCGAGCUCGCCGCCUGCGCAGGGCGCGUCCACCGUCCACAGCGUGGCUCAGGGCCACGCGGGAGAGGAUGCGGAGACAGACGCGCACCCGAGCGGUGCUGAGGGACACCUGCAUGUCCGUCCUCAUGCUGCUUCUACACCUGCUUAUAACCCACGCGACAUCCUCCUGGGAUGAACACUCUCUCAACCAUGCCAUCCGGAACACCUUCACCAGAGGUGCCAGGAGCUUCUCUGGCAGCCUGAACAGCGUGGAUGCCUGGUGGGACUGGAGCCUGACCACACUGCUGGACGGCCUGUACCGGGUCGGCGUGCCUGGCGCUCAGCCCGGAGCUCUCGGAGGCACAUGCUACCUCAUAGGCCCGGCAGUCCUUAAGCAGCUAAAACUUUCUCCUGGCCCUUCGUGUGAGCUUCCCAGGCCACUCUCAGUGCUUCCCGAAGACUCUCUACCUACGUGUCACCCUGAAGUUGGAGGCUCUGAACCCCGCUCUGUGACCAAUGCAGAGACCCAAAGAGUGGCCCCGAGUGACUCCACAGCCUGCAGGGAGCUCUGUGAGCUCAGCCUGGGCAGGACAAGCGUGUCCCUGCGUGCUGAGCUGCUCCCGGCCGGGGGCCUCACCCCUUCCUUCCUCGUGGAGUCGGUCCCCAUCUUCCACAGCGACUCAGCCCCGAGGUACCACCUGCUGAUUCCCCAGCUGGCCUUCCUGGCGCUCACACUGACCCACCUGUGUCUCCAGCUCUUCCGCCUGGCCGAGGAGGGCGUCUGUGGCUACUGGCAAAAACCAGGGACCUGGCUGGAGCUGCCCAUCGCUGGGGCCAUCCUGGCCUGGUACGCAGCCUCUGGCCACCUGCUCUCUCUGGCCGGGGAGGUGGCCGACCAAUUCCACAUGGGAUUCCUGCAGGGUUUUGUGGACCUCAGUCCCAUGGCGUCAUGGAACCAGAGGGCGAGGUGGCUCCAGGGAACCCUGUCGUUCCUCCUGACCCUGAAGUGCCUCCGUCUGCUUGGCUCUCACAGCACAAUGGCGUCCUGCACCUUCGCCACACGCCGCUCACUCGCGGGCGUCAUCGCACCAGGGCUCAGAGGUUCCCUUAUGGCUUUUGUUCCCAAACGAAAAUCUUCCCAAAGCCAGUCUCUUGUGAGCCUUGGAGACGUGAUGGCCUACGUGUGGGGGGAGACCUGCUCUGCGCUGGGGCUGGCGAGGCGGCCGCCGGAGGAGGCUGAGCCGGCCACGAGUCACAACCCCUCCCUGGAGGAGUUUGCGGACCUGCUGGAUGAACUGCUGCUGAAGAUCGACAGUCUGUCUGCCCGCCUCCCACUCCCUCUCCCAGCGCAGCCGCCCCGGGACGCGCCGCAGGCUGGGGCCGGGGCAGAAGGAAGCCCCUCGGUGGGGGCUUCUGGUGACCACGCCGCGGGGGAGGAAAGGAGACGUUGGUUCAAGCCCCUGAUCAUGCUUCUGGGCGGGUCCCUGUCCCUCCUGAGCGCGCCUCUGCUGCAGGGAGACUGGAGGGCGCUGCACCCGACCCCCACCAGGGGGCAGUCUGCUACGCGCGGCACAGGCCCCGUGCUCGCUGAGACCCCUGUCGAGGCCUAG